GGUAGUAUGAAAUUAUUUCAGGUUCUACUAGUAGCAGCAUUGAAUGGGUGCUUUCAGGUUGCAUCCUUGCCCAAAGACCGAUAUCGUCGGAACGUACUGCAGAUGGGUGUAAUGACAACGUGCACGACUAACAGCAGCAUGAUUGGCUGGGUCGAUAGCUAUAAAGGAUAUGGCUGCUUUUGUGGAUAUGGUGGAGAAGGGACACCUAUUGAUGCAACAGACGAGUGCUGUGAGGCGCAUGAUUCGUGUUAUGAAAAAACGAACUGUAGACAAAUUUAUAAGUAUAUUGUCAUGUACGAGUAUGAUACUAAGAAUUGCGGUACGAAUGAGGCUGAAAUAGUGUGCA
This is a messenger RNA of Saccoglossus kowalevskii, 346 nucleotides long. Its product is annotated as basic phospholipase A2 RVV-VD-like. The record is from RefSeq and is a predicted model, not a curated record. Gene Ontology annotation, molecular function: phospholipid binding; calcium ion binding. Gene Ontology annotation, biological process: phospholipid metabolic process; arachidonate secretion; lipid catabolic process. Lineage: Eukaryota; Metazoa; Hemichordata; Enteropneusta; Harrimaniidae.